This is a messenger RNA of Dendronephthya gigantea, 1482 nucleotides long. Its product is annotated as putative nuclease HARBI1. The transcript has 2 exons. The record is from RefSeq and is a predicted model, not a curated record. NCBI's taxonomy places the organism in Eukaryota, Metazoa, Cnidaria, Anthozoa, Malacalcyonacea, Nephtheidae. The coding region runs from base 526 to 1350 and encodes 274 amino acids.
CUCUUCCUCUUCAGAAGAUGAAGAAAUUUUGCUCUUUCUUUUACUUUUGCGACGCAGACGGAGGCGCUUGAGGGCCGCCAAUAGGAAUAUCUGGACGAAACGUUGGAUCGAACGUCGUCAAAUGAAAGGAGCAUGUGAGAAUAUUGUUCGCGAAUUGCGCUUUGAAGACCCUGAACAUUUUAGGCAUUAUCACAGGCUGGAUUCAGCAUCGUUUGAAGAAAUUUUGACCAUGGUUUCGCCACUGAUUCAAAAGAAGGACACAAAAAUGCGAUGUGCUUUAAAACCGAGGGAAAGAUUAUCUGUAACAUUACGAUUUUUAGCAACAGGUACGUGAAAAUUAUGUGAUUUGCCCUUUGAAUAUGGCUAUUUCAUUUAUGAUGCUAUUUAUAUACAUUAUGGAUAAUAUGCUUAUCUUACUGUAUUUUAUUAGGUGAGACUUUCAGAAGUCUUUCGUUUCAGUAUCGGAUUGGCGAAAGGACCAUUUCAGGAAUUGUUGAGGAAACAUGCCAAGCAUUGUACUUAAUAAUGAAAAGGAAUUAUUUGAAGACUCCAAACACUCAAGAAGAAUGGUCACACAUAGCAUUGGAUUUUAAAAACAAGUGGAACUACCCGUGUUGCAUAGGAGCAAUAGAUGGCAAACAUAUAGCAGUUCAACAACCCAAUGGCACUGGCUCCGAGUUCUUUAAUUACAAGCACUUCUUUAGUGUUAUUCUGCUAGCAUUGGUUGAUGCCAACUAUAAAUUUAUUUAUGUUGAUGUUGGGGCAGCUGGACGAGCUGGGGAUGCUGGAGUGUUUGGUGAUUCUGCCUUAAAAGAAGCAUUAAUUUCCAACUCCUUAAAUAUACCCCCUGCAACUACCAUCAGAGGAAUAUCUACAAAAGUUGAUUAUCACAUUGUCGCUGAUGAUGCUUUUCCCAUGACAACUCAAAUGAUGAAGCCUUACCCACAUCGAAAUUUGGAAAAAGAAAAACGCAUUUUCAACUAUAGAUUAUCAAGAGCUCGCAGAGUUGUUGAGAAUGCAUUUGGGAUUCUGGCCCAUAGAUGGAGGGUUUUUUUGACAACCAUAAAGGUCUCACCAGACAAGGUGACUGAUAUAAUAUUAGCAGCUUGUUGUCUGCACAACUAUAUGGUAGACAAGAAUAAAGUCAACUACACAGCAGCUGGAGACUUUGAGAGUGCAGACCAUACAUUGUCACCUGGAACAUGGAGAAAUGAUCCAAUCUUAAAUGGUUUACAACCAACCCCCAUGCACAAUCCACCAAGAAAUGCAAAACAUCAGAGGGAAGUUUUAACUCAGUAUUUUAACAAUAGUGGUUCCGUUCCAUGGCAAGACAAUAUAAUUAGGUUGUAAAGUUAUCUGAUGUAAAAUAAUAUUUUAGGUGUCCAUUAUACAUAUGUAAUAUUUUGUUAUUAGUAAAAUAAAAAUGGGUGGUAGCUUUAACAUCACCCGUAUAUAUUAUAAAGGGCAUACUUACAGAGUCUA